Molecule: messenger RNA, 1176 nt
Organism: Cavia porcellus (domestic guinea pig)
Lineage: Eukaryota; Metazoa; Chordata; Mammalia; Rodentia; Caviidae
Gene: Shd
Product: Src homology 2 domain containing transforming protein D
Exons: 6
Coding region: 1-1038 (345 amino acids)
Molecular function (GO): phosphotyrosine residue binding
Source: RefSeq, a predicted model, not a curated record
AUGGCCAAGUGGCUCCGGGACUACCUGAGCUUCGGCGGCCGGAGACCCCCUCCGCAGCCGCCCACCCCCGACUACUCGGACAGCGACCUCCUGCUGGCCUACCGCAUGCAGAAGAACCUGGACUUCGAGGACCCCUACGAGGACGCGGACAGCCGCUCCGAGCUGGACCCCGCGGCGCCCCCAGAUCCCAAGGGUCCCAGCGACUGCAAGUACGACUCCCCCAAGCACCGGCUCAUCAAGGUGGAAGCUGCGGACACAGCCCGGGCCAGGGCUCUGCCGGGCGCCCCCGGGGCCGAGCUGGAAGUGGAUGCUGAAUAUUCAGACCCAUUUGAUGCCCAGCCUCACCCACCACCCUCAGACGAUGGCUACGUGGAGCCCUAUGACACCCAACAGGUCACCAGUGAGCUGCCAUGCAGGGCAGUCCAGCUGUAUGACACUCCCUACGAAGAGCAGGACCAGGAGCUGGAGGAGAACGGGGCUUCCCCUGGCCAGAGGCCUCCACAGAGCCGGCUGCCCCCAGAGGAUGAGCGGCCUGCCGAUGAGUAUGACCAGCCCUGGGAGUGGAAGAAAGACCACAUCUCCAGAGCCUUUGCAGUGCAGUUCGACAGUCCUGAGUGGGAAAGGACCUCCGGCCCGGCCAAGGAGCUGCGGAGACCCCCGCCCAGAAGCCCGCAGCCCGCCGAGCGCGUGGAUCCCGCCCUGCCCCUGGAGAAACAGCCGUGGUUUCACGGGCCCCUGAGCCGCGCGGAUGCUGAGAACGUCCUGUCACUCUGCAAAGAAGGCAGCUACCUGGUGCGGCUCAGUGAGACCAACCCCCAGGACUGCUCCCUGUCCCUCAGGAGCAGCCAGGGCUUCCUGCAUCUGAAAUUCACGCGGACGCGAACGAACCAGGUGGUGCUGGGCCAGCAUAGCGGCCCCUUCGCCAGUGUCCCCGAGCUGGUCCUGCACUACAGCGCCCGGCCCCUGCCGGUGCAGGGCGCCGAGCACCUGGCGCUGCUCUACCCCGUGGUCCCGCAGGGCCGCUGCCCCGCGCCCUAAGAGACCUACCUACCCGGGACCGAUGAGCGCCCUGCGCUCAGCCCAUCCAGGCCAUCUCUGGCCCGCGGGCUCCAGAGCCUAGGACUGUGUCCCCCACUGUCCUCCCCUUCCCCGGCCAAUAAACGCGUCGUUGUGCUC